GCUACAUUCCACGAGUCGUACGCUCUCGUAGUAUUUAUACCCCCUCCCGAACCCUCUUUGACCUUCGACGGCAUGGAGUCCCAGCCCUCAGCAACGUCCAUCUUUGAACUCCUCACAGUCAAGAACCCCGAAGUUGUUCACCCUGAGCCAGAUAGCAAGCCCCUUACAGCUUCCCGCAACUUUCACUGGCCUAAAGAACUUAGACCAUGGAAGGAAUUCGACUUCAAGACCCUGGAGGCUGUCUUUGCUGGCUCUCUGCUGGAUGACGCCCGCCGAACCCGCCGAUCUCUGCCAGCUUACCCAACCAUCUUCCCCGAGUCCGAUUGUAUCGUUACCGACGAGAAGUCAACAACAAGCUUGAUCAUCAAAUGGAACGAGACCAUUGUCAAUACGGCUCUGAUGUCUAUUCGAAACGAGUUCCACCCAAGUAUUUGGAACUCCAAAACGAGAAAGCACAAGAAGCACGAGGCUGAACCCCAAGUAAACAGCCGGGCGAAGCGCAAACAGCCACCCAGACGCAGCUCACAAUCCCAUCGUGUGCAGAAACCGAGGAAGCGACACAUUUCCGUGAGGCCCGACUCUGGUGCCGUGCAUCACGCCUUGUCACCAGACGAGCGUGGGUCUCCAGCCGUCCAGGAGAGAUUCCCCAAGGAGUACAAGACGGCAUCUAAAUGGUGCAGCGAGAAGUUCUUCAGAAGCGGCUUCAUCGACAAAAAGGGCCAAAUGAAGGAGGAAUUGAUACAGAAGAAUUACUUCAUGCCCAUCAGGCAGGCUUUUACUUACUGUGUCACCCACGGAUGUCGCUACGGGUGCAUCUUGACUUGUGGCGAGGCCUUCAUCUUCCGGGUGAAGCCACGGGCAGCUUUUCCGAAGAAAGGAGUCAGUGAUAGCCACGAGGCUCUUCGAAGAAGCCUCGUGGAUGAUGGGCUACUCGAGUAUGUCUCCAUCCCCUGGACGAAUCAUCACCAAGGCGACCUCGGCAGUUACAAAGACCUGACUGUGAAUCUGGCACUGUGGUUCGUACACGUUCUCGCGGGGAAUCGUUAUUGGGUCGACUGGAGGUACUGCCCCCUGACUGCCGAGGAGCGGCAAGUAGGUCGGCUGUCCGAAGCGACCACAGAGCCAAGCUUUGAGUCUCGAGAAUCUGACGACGAGUCGGAUAGCUCUGAGUUUACUGCACCAUUGGGCUACACGCCCGUCUCUAUGAAGGAUGGGGAGUUUUCAGUGGGAGAGGAUGCGAUUCAUUUCUCUUUCUCGGAAAGUCACGACUUUACCAAGUAG
Fusarium falciforme is the source of this 1281-nucleotide messenger RNA. RefSeq lists its product as hypothetical. The transcript has 2 exons. The record is from RefSeq and is a predicted model, not a curated record. Lineage: Eukaryota; Fungi; Ascomycota; Sordariomycetes; Hypocreales; Nectriaceae. The coding region runs from base 73 to 1281 and encodes 402 amino acids.